Messenger RNA from Drosophila busckii, 520 nucleotides. RefSeq lists its product as uncharacterized. The transcript has a single exon. NCBI's taxonomy places the organism in Eukaryota, Metazoa, Arthropoda, Insecta, Diptera, Drosophilidae. Bases 64 to 381 code for a protein of 105 amino acids. The record is from RefSeq and is a predicted model, not a curated record.
AAGCUGUUGUUACACUGUAGUUUGUAAAAAAAAUUUGUAUUCAACAGAUUAAAAGUUAUAAAAAUGUUUGCAAAUAGUUUAACCAAAUUCGAUGCAGCCAAAAUAUAUAAUCAGAUAUUUUGGAAUGCUAAUAGAAAGGCCAGCCAACAAAGCAGUAGCAGACCGCAGAGCGGCGACUAUGUCAAGAUCAGGGAGUACAUUGAAAAGCAGCGAGUGGAGCCCAAUCCUGAGUACCACUGUGCGCCACGUUGCUUUGUUAUGAAUUAUCGCAAGCAUCAGCGGCGUGAAAAUGUGAGCGAGAUGCAGAAUAUAGAGAAAACUCCCAAAUUUCUAUGGGCAGAUUUUCGCAGACGCAUGAUCUAUGGCACUUAUGAUAUAUAGAUAAAGCUGCAGUAGGAGCAAUAAUGUAAAUUGUCAGAUAGUAAAUAAAUUGGAUUAUACAAAGUUUCGAUGCCAAUGCAGAUUUUAUGUAAAUGCAGCACAAGUCAAUAUACAAAAUAUAAGAUUUUAACAAAUCAUU